AUUUGAGUAAAUUUCGUAACGCUUAUCUUUUUCUCGGUAAUGCAAUUAUUCGAAUUUCCCACCCUUCUCUCAUUCGCAGACUUUGCCAAUCAGCGCUUUACAUACAUAUAAGACACAAACAAUGUUAUAUGCUAACUAUAUUAUAAAGAAUUUAAAAGAUAUCGAAAAACGUAGACACAAUUGGGUAAUUAUAUAUCACAAAGAGAUAAAAACAAUAUUUGCGUCAUAGAAAAUUAUCAAAAAUCAUCGAAGAAAAUAAGAGUCCACAUUGUCCUUACAUUUGAUUAAUUCUUAUCAUAUCGAAUCGCGCUGUUAUCAUUGUGCGUAACUAUGAGUAUGUAAAUGUGCGUCAAAAAGUGAUUAAUAAUGCUAAAGCAAGGAGGGCAAAUGUUUCUUUGGAUGGUAUAAACAUUCCAAUAAUGCACACGAGAACGUAUCAAAAGAGUCUUCGAUAUGAAAGAGAAAUGUGAUGGACGUAUGCGAUUGCUGGUAUAGCAGUUACGGCAAAUGCGAACCUCAUAAACACGUCGCCAUGAUGGUUCAGCAACGCCAUAAUGCUGCUAUGCGACGUCCCAUUCUCUGUAGAGUAAACACUCGCUCACGCAAACGAGAUACAAAAGGAUUAAUAAUUUGUAACUUUUAAGUCUUUGAAGACGAGUACAUACAUCAACAAUAAUCAUCUCGAUAGUCAAUCUUGACCAUAGUUCGAAGAGAGAAUUAAAAAAAACAUUGACAGAACCAAUAUAUAAAUAUUUUAAACAUGGAUGAUGAAGAAGGUUCAUCUAGUUCUGGACCUAUGUCUUCACUAAACAGUUUAUUUUCUUUCACUAGUCCAGCUGUGAAAAAAUUGCUUGGCUGGAAACAAGGAGACGAAGAAGAGAAAUGGGCUGAGAAAGCAGUAGAUUCUUUGGUAAAGAAAUUAAAGAAAAGAAAAGGUGCGAUAGAGGAAUUGGAACGGGCCUUAAGUUGUCCUGGCACACCAAGCAAGUGUGUAACGAUACCAAGAAGCUUGGAUGGUAGAUUGCAAGUAUCUCAUCGCAAGGGACUACCGCAUGUAAUUUAUUGUCGAGUAUGGAGAUGGCCAGAUUUGCAAUCUCAUCAUGAAUUGAAACCACUUGAAUUGUGUCAAUAUCCAUUUUCUGCUAAACAAAAAGAAGUUUGCAUUAAUCCUUACCAUUACAAGAGAGUGGAAAGUCCUGUGCUUCCACCAGUACUCGUCCCAAGGCAUUCAGAAUAUGCCCCUGGUCAUUCUCUACUACCAUUUCAACAAUUAGCAGAACCAACCAUGCCACAUAAUGUAUCUUAUUCAUCCAGUGGCUUUAAUGCAAGUUCUACCACUGGUGUAAAUCCAACUUCUCCUAUGUCUUCUGUUGGCUCUGUACCUAGUCCAGGAAGUACUACUUCGCCGAAUCCACAAAGUCCUUACGGUACAAAUGGAUUACCAGAAACACCACCGCCGGCAUAUUCCCCUCCAGAAGAUGGUUCACAACCUGGUCAAUCUCCUCCACCAGAUCCGGUGGCAAUGGACACAGGUGGUCCUGCUGAAGUAGCACCAGUGUGUUAUCAAGAACCACUGUAUUGGGCCUCUAUUGCAUACUAUGAGUUAAACUGUAGAGUAGGAGAAGUUUUUCAUUGUCAGUCUCAUUCUAUUAUAGUAGAUGGUUUUACGAAUCCAAGUAAUAAUUCUGAUCGUUUUUGCUUGGGCCAAUUGUCUAACGUAAAUCGAAAUUCUACUAUUGAAAAUACUAGAAGACAUAUUGGAAAAGGAGUACAUCUCUAUUAUGUUGGUGGAGAAGUUUAUGCAGAAUGCCUUUCAGAUUCAGCUAUAUUCGUUCAAUCUAGAAAUUGUAAUCAUCAUCAUGGUUUCCAUCCUAGUACAGUUUGUAAAAUUCCUCCAGGUUGCUCGCUCAAAAUAUUUAAUAAUCAAGAAUUUGCUCAAUUAUUGUCACAAAGUGUUAAUCAUGGAUUCGAAGCUGUGUAUGAAUUAACAAAAAUGUGUACAAUCAGAAUGUCUUUUGUAAAAGGAUGGGGUGCAGAGUAUCAUCGGCAAGAUGUUACAUCUACACCUUGUUGGAUAGAAGCACAUUUACAUGGGCCUUUGCAAUGGUUGGAUAAGGUGCUAACACAAAUGGGUUCACCACAUAAUGCUAUAAGUUCUGUGUCAUAGAUUGUAUACUGGUUGAUAAUACAAGCAGAAAAAACCAUUAGUGGUAAUAGAUAAGUGAGUUUUAGUGCAGAAACAUACAAAUCAUGUGGAUUAUACAAGAGAUAGUGUUUUCAGGAAAGUGUUUAGAGGUGUAAGUGUCAAAGAUGGUCACUUAUUGUGACAUGUUUAAUUUCAGCAUAAUUAAAAAUGUUGAAGAAAUAUUUUAAAGAAAAUGAACAAUUAUAAAAAUUAGAUAGAUGGAGAGUGAUUGUUGAUAUAUAAAAGUUUCAUAAAUAACGUGGUAUACGUUUAGAGUUAUACCACAUUUUGGCUGUUAUGUAUGGAGAAAAUUAUAGUAGAAAUAGGAUAUCUUAUAUACAUAUGAGGAAUAUUUUUCAAAUCUAUUAACAGUCAUAAUACUUUAUUUUAUAUGGGAAAUUGUUCUGAAGAUAUUCGCUACUAGCGUACUGCAAAUGCUUUCCUAGAUGAUCUUAAGGGACAAUAUAAAAAUGAAGUUCAAGCACAAGUUAUCUAUCAAGUGAUAGAAGAAAGUAAUUUCCUAAAUCAAUAUAAAUACCUAUUCUUUAGAGCUGAAUAUGUUAACCUGAUUUUAAAUCAUUUCAAAUCAUGUAUAGAUAUAAUUAUACAUAUAUAAGUGUAGGGAUAGAGAUUACAAUCAGAAAUUCAUGUUUGGCUCUAAAAUUGGUACGUAUCGUACGAAAGUUAUACAUUAAAUAUAUAAUACUCUAUUGUCCAAUCGUUCGAAUUAUAAUAUGCGUGCUUUAAAAUUACAACUUAUACUUAACAAGGAUUAGAUUACCCAAACUUAUCAUUAUAAUCAUAAUCCUGAAAUAAGAAUAAUUAAUUUUGUCAUUACUGAUUACAAUGCAAUUGAUACUUCGAUAUGAAAUGCUGGAUGCUGAUCUCACGUUGACACUUUAAAGUUAACUGCAUCUAAUAAUCUAUUGAAACUUUAAAUUUAGUAAUCCUUGGAAGGAUUACUUUUUGUGCAAGCUUCCCUAACAUUUUAUGUAUGCUAUGCUAUGUUGGUCGUGUGACCAUAACUCAAUAAUGAAUUAAGUAAGAUUUUUUAAAGUAAGAUUUCCCUUUACAAAGCAAUGAAAGAGUGAGAUAAAUAUAUAGAACUGUCAUAUGGUUUCUUCAAACUUUAAAUGUUUUAAUAAUUUUUGGUAAAAAUUUGACAUACGUGAUGCGUAUAUAUAAAUUUUAAGUACAAGAUGUAUUUUCUGAGAUAACUAUAUAGUUCAAUACUAUAUUAAAAUUAUCUCUUAAGAUAAUACAGUAUAAUUUGUGUAAUAUUAAUAAAAUGAAAGAAUUAUU
Molecule: messenger RNA, 3487 nt
Organism: Vespa mandarinia (Asian giant hornet)
Lineage: Eukaryota; Metazoa; Arthropoda; Insecta; Hymenoptera; Vespidae
Gene: Mad
Product: mothers against decapentaplegic homolog 1
Biological process (GO): cell differentiation; regulation of transcription by RNA polymerase II; BMP signaling pathway
Cellular component (GO): heteromeric SMAD protein complex
Molecular function (GO): I-SMAD binding; DNA-binding transcription factor activity, RNA polymerase II-specific; RNA polymerase II cis-regulatory region sequence-specific DNA binding
Source: RefSeq, a predicted model, not a curated record